This is a messenger RNA of Metarhizium album ARSEF 1941, 2409 nucleotides long. RefSeq names its product glycosyltransferase family 90 protein. The transcript has 4 exons. The record is from RefSeq and is a predicted model, not a curated record. Bases 1 to 2409 code for a protein of 802 amino acids. NCBI's taxonomy places the organism in Eukaryota, Fungi, Ascomycota, Sordariomycetes, Hypocreales, Clavicipitaceae.
AUGCUGCAGACGAUACGGAACGGGCACGGCCGAGGGCUUGAUGCCACGCUCCGAGCCAUGCUUGAGGCACUGCUGGCAGGCGUUGCUGCACAGUACUUCACGUCUAGAUCGUCGGAGCUGUACUCUGAGAUGCUGAGCUGGGCCCUGCUCCCGUUGCUAAUCACGUACAUCCGGAGACCCAAUCGUGGUGCCAGGCUCGGUGAUGCCAGUCUAUCGCUCGGAGAUGGUGUCAAGCUGGCCACGGCGGCCAACUGCAUCGUGGCAGUCGGCCUAGCUGUUGCAACAUUCUGUGCUGCAGAGAGCGAUUGGGUUCGGCUAAUUCCUGCCCUGACGCCGGCCCUCCUCGCGGUCCAGGCAAAGCUGCACGGAGAGGCACUGCCGCUCAGGACCAGGCUCUCGGCGGCCUGUGCCUCGACGACGACAUGGCACGCCGUCGCAGCUGCGGUAUUUGGAGUAUGCACACUGUCGUCGUACUGGAGCAAGGCCGCCGUCCGGAUAGCGGCCGUGGAGUUUGGGGGCCUGCUCUUCGCCUACGCAACGCUGGCGUUGAAGACAGCCGGGCACCGCGGUCGAUUCCCUCGUCGACAUGGACAGGUACACUUCCUGGGGUUCGUGCCGUUUGGUGCCGCCGCCAUGAUCAUGGCCGGUGUGGCAAAGUCUUAUGCGACCUUCCGCACCGUCGAAGUGGUUCAUGAUGCGUCGUGGGCCGGUGCUACCGUUGUCAAGAUGUUGACCAUCUUUGCCAGCCGCAACCCCUUCAUCCAGUCGUCCCACGCCCGGGCACUGCUUCACAUUGUCGGAUCCGCCUUGACGCUGGGCCAGCUCGUUGCACUGACCCCGAAGCACGUGUCCAGAAGCAGACUGCUGUGGGCGUUUAUGCUGGUGCCCCUUGUUCCGUACCUGGCGCAGACGGCUGCCAUCCGCGGUGCGCAGUCGAGAAUGUCGGCGCUCAGUCUUGCGCACAAACACCCCGUCGAGGAGAUGAUGGACGAGGCGAGCAGUCGCUUCGAAGCCAUGCUGGAGAGGCAGUCGAACUCGAGCGAAGCGGCGAGCGACGAGUAUCGCCGCCGCUACAAGAUGGAGCCGCCGCCCGGGUUCGAGGCCUGGUGCGAGUACGCUGCGGCUCGCGAAUCCCGCAUCGUGGACGAUUUCGACGCCAUGUACUCGUCGAUUGCGCCGUUCUGGGCGCUGAGCGGCCUGCAGGUCCGGCAAGCCAUGCGGGAGAUGCGGGAAUCGGCCUACGGCGACGUCUGGACAUGCACCUACUCGAGCAAAUCGGGCCACACGGGAUGCACUCACCCGUGGCGCGACUUUGACAGGUACACGGCGCAGCUGUUCAACCAACACGUGCCGGGAGGCAUCCCGGCCGCCGUGCCGGACGUGGAGUUUCUGGUCAACCACCUCGACGAGCCCAGCGUGCUCCUGCCCAGGCCCGUGUCGGGGGCCGGAGGCAUCAGGGAGACGCAACUCUCGGAGAGGCCGAUAUGGGCGAGGCUGGUCCAGCACUGCGACGCGGAGCGGCAGCAGGGUGGGCAGGAGACGACGCACGCGUCCGGCCUGCCGUUUGUCCGGAACAAGUCGGCCGACAUGGACCUCUGCCGCCACCGCGAGUACGAGCACAUGCACGGCCUGUUCAUGAGCCCGACGUCGAUGCGGCUGCUGGAGGGGAUGGCGCCGGUGCUCUCGACGGGCGCGCCGUCCACCAUGGGGGACAUUCUGUUCCCGAGCCCGGCCUACACGGAGGACCGGUUCGCCUACCGCCCCGAGCACGACGUGGGCUGGGACGCCAAGAGGAACAAUCUCUACUGGACGGGGUCCACGACGGGCGGCUUCGCCUCGGCCGAGUCGCAGUGGUCCCGAUUCCACCGGCAGCGCUUCGUCGGCCUCGCCCAGAACCUCGCCGGCGGGCGGCGGCUCGACUCGUCCUUCCUCAACAGCCGGCUCUACGACGUCGCCUUCACCGGCGUCUUGGCCGGCGACAGGGGCCCGCUGCGCCAGCAGACCUUCGCCUACCGCACGCGGCCGUGGGAGGACGCCAACGCGGCGCUGCGCUCGCGCCUCGUCUUCGACCUCGACGGCAACGGCAUCAGCGGCCGCUGGUACAGGCUCCUCGCGUCCGGGUCCGCGCCGCUGAAGCAGACGCUCCUGCGCGAGUGGCACGACGACCGCCUCGUCCCGUGGGUGCACUACGUCCCCGUCAGCCAGGGCAUGGACGAGCUCCCGGAGCUGGUGGCCUUCCUGACGUCCUCGCCGCGGGGCGAGCAGCUCGCGCGCCGAAUCGCGGGCCAGGGGGCCGAGUGGUUCCGGCAGGCGCUCCGGCGCGAGGACAUGUCGGUGUACCUGUACCGGCUGUUGCUGGAGCUGGCGAGGUUGCAGGACCCGGAGAGACCUGCGCACCCGGUUUCGUGA